Mytilus trossulus (common blue mussel) is the source of this 3003-nucleotide messenger RNA. RefSeq lists its product as uncharacterized. Gene Ontology annotation, molecular function: protein binding. The transcript has 4 exons. NCBI's taxonomy places the organism in Eukaryota, Metazoa, Mollusca, Bivalvia, Mytilida, Mytilidae. The record is from RefSeq and is a predicted model, not a curated record. Gene Ontology annotation, cellular component: cytosol. The coding region runs from base 134 to 1642 and encodes 502 amino acids. Gene Ontology annotation, biological process: neurogenesis.
UUUUAGUGUGUAAUUCUCUUGAACUUGGUAUCUAGUUUGGCCUACCAACCGUGAUUACGUUAUGUUUACAAACAAUAAUAGAAAAUUGGUCACCAGGAUUAAUUUACAAGAAAAUAAUUUACAUUAGUAAACCAUGGAUGAUGGCAUUCAACCUCCAGAUGACUUUGAUUGGAGAAAAGGAAAGAAUACAGCUGAAUGCAACAGAUAUAUGCUUGAACACCAACUUCAUUGUGAUAUAAUAUUCAUUGUGGGUUCUGGAGAUGAGAAGCAGGAGAUCUCUGCUCAUAAAUACAUACUUAUAACGCGUAGUGAGGUGUUUGAAGCUAUGAUAGUUGGUCCGUUACACGAACAUUCAGAUACGAUUGAAAUACCUGAUGUAAACCCACAUUCUUUCCGGAAGUUAUUAGAGUUUAUGUAUUAUGAUCAAACCAGGCUCAAUGAAGAAGACGCUUAUGAACUUCUGUAUGCCGCCCGAAAAUACCUAGUAACAGACUUAGUCAGACGUUGCUUACAAAGAUUGAAAACAAAAAUGUCCGUAGAAAACGUCUGUAUUAUACUUAGUUAUGCCGACGACGAUGGGACAGUAAAAAUUUGCUUGGAUUAUAUAUUUCGGUAUUCGCUAGAGGUAUUAAAAUCAGAUGGCUUUAAGGAACUUUCGCCAGAUAAUAUUAAAUUAAUUAUAUCGGACAAUCGACUAGGUGCUCGAGAGGAAAACAUAUUUGACGCUGUUGUUUUGUGGUCUGAACGAGAAUGUCAAAGACAAGGAAUCGAUAUACUUCCGGAAAAUCAGUGGAAAGUUUUAGGCGAUAUAUUAACAUUAAUUCGUUAUGGUAGAAUGGAUAGAGUUUUUUUCUUAAACGUUUGUAAAAAGUUUUUACCGCAAGAACAAUAUAUUGAUAUAGUAGAACACAUAGCAUCGCAUAUUGACGAGAAUAUUCAUCGCGGUUCGGAAUCUUUGAACUUACCGAGACCAUUUCAAAAUUCCAGAGGUGUGCAUUCGUAUUUAACAUGUGGAGCAGAAACUCGAACACAAGAAUAUUUAAGACGUCAGGGUGAAGUUCUGGACGGUACAAACGUUUCUGUCGAUGGAGAACACGAAUCUGCUACAUCGGACAGUGAUCGCAAUGUUUCAGAAAAGGAGCCAAUUCCAUCUGUUUUCACUCGUCGAUCGGAUAGAUUUAAAAUAUAUCGGUUUGCUCAUAACUCAUAUGUAAGAGGCAAAACAUACGAUAUGCACACACCAGAAUCAAUAUCGUUUUUGACAUCACAUAAUGUAAAUCUUCGUUCCAUAUAUCUUUACGGAAGCUGUGAGGGGGAGGGGGACUAUCAUAUACAUUUAGAAAUAUUUGAAGAUCUCGGUGGUCAGUUAUCUCUAAUGCAUUCGUCAGAAAGAGAUAUAACAACAAACGGUUCCACAACACCAUACGAGUUCGAUCUUGAACCUUCUAUUAGAAUACAAAGUGAAAGGGUAUAUACAAUAAGAGCAUUAUUUGAGGGACCUCCCAGUUAUUUUGGUACAAACGGUAUUUCAGAUGUUUCUAAAAAUGGAGUAUUGGUAUAUUUUAUUACAAAUGAUGAAUUAGGUUUGAAUUUAACAACAUCAGAAGGUGGUCAAUUCCCAGGACUACUGUUUGAAAGGUAGUCACAAAGGCACCAAGAGCGAACGCAUGAACCGAUUGCAACUCUGGUAAAAAGGAGAACACGUGAUAACCCUAAAUGAACCAAUUAUGAUCCUCUCAAAGAUAUCGCUCGAUGCAUUCAAGUUAGAUGCGUACGUUCUUGGCACCUGAUCUGACCCUGGCAAACAGUUGAACAUUGGGUAGUUGUUGCGGAAUAGUUUGGGUAAAGUACCCCAUAAGACCGGGUGUGUUCCUGUGUAGUUGUAGGUGUGGUUGUGGUUGGUCGGACGGGGACUGUCUAUUUCAUUAAGCCUCAUGUCUCGGUGAUCACAAACAAAUAGUAUGAAUUAAUAAGUAAGUUUUAUUGAACUAAAGUCCAGACAUUUGACUAUCAUUGAUUAUAACCACUUCAAAAUGAACACUUACAUCAGUUUGUAAUAUGGAAAAUGGAACGUAUAAAAACAACACAUUAAACAGAACUGAUACCAAUUGCUGAGUAAAUUAUAAAUAAGUCCCAUGUUAUAUUUAAACGUAUACCUAAGUUAUAAUUAAGAAUUCACAGGCUAUCUUCUUUGGUACAUGCACAACAACGAAAAUACCUUAAUUGAGUAGAAUAUAGAUAUAUACAAAAGUAAGUAAUAAGUAUAAUUAUACGUCUUGUUUUAAAGACCGAUUCGUAACACACAUCUUGUUCAAACCUAAAAGUACGUACUUUACAUACAUCUAAGUUAUUCCCCUUACUCCUAACUUAAAUUAAAGAGAAAAAGAAGAAGGAACAAAACUAAUGAUUUUAAAUAGUUCUUAAGUUGGGUACAUGUUAUAUUUAAAUGGAAUUCAUCUUCACCCUCCGAAUUAUACAAUAUGGUGAUGUGAUGUUGUUGUUUUUUAAUUUCUACAUUUAUGGGGCAUAUUUAGUUUUUUUUUUAAGUUUCUUGGAUAUAGCUCAUUGUCGAAACAUUACUUCUAGUAUUAGUCAAUAAGAAAUCCGAGUAAAAUUAAUUUUGAAAAGUGUAAAUAGUUCCGUGUUUAAAUUCCAAAAUUAAGGGCUGUGAACUUUGGCGUCAAGGUGUCUGGAAUGAAGUUCGAUUAGAAUAAUAAAUUUUCAAAAUCACAAAGAACCCGCCGGUCAACAUUUUAUAACACGCGGUAAUACCAACUCGAAAGUAUUAAACAGAUGCGAGUAUCGAAAGCUAAUGAUUUUGAGAAGACGGAUUAUCGGGAUAAUAUGUUCAGAUAAAAGAUGGUAUUUAUAAUUCGAUUCAAGAGUGAAAAUAAGGAGGAAAAUAAAACAUAAUUGAAAGAUUCAGACUAGAUUUUACUGAUUGUAAAAAGUUUUAUAACUGCAAGCUUGUGAGUAAUAUUAAACGCAAUGAAUAACAGUUUA